Messenger RNA from Raphanus sativus (radish), 2976 nucleotides. Its product is annotated as RING-H2 finger protein ATL65-like. The transcript has a single exon. Lineage: Eukaryota; Viridiplantae; Streptophyta; Magnoliopsida; Brassicales; Brassicaceae. The record is from RefSeq and is a predicted model, not a curated record. Bases 134 to 1237 code for a protein of 367 amino acids.
CGAAUACCGUUUACCUUUAGUCAACGCUGAAUAUUCAUUUACGUUAAGCCUUUCACUGGAAGCUCUGUUUUGUAAGAGCUUUUCUUGUUAUACUUUUUUUUUUGUUUUUUUAACAUAAACAACCCAAACUAUCAUGCGAUUCGCGGCGCCACCGCCACAUUCCGGCGAUAUCUCACCAGUUCCCUCACCGGCGCCUUCCCCGUCACUUUCACCGUAUCCCGGUGAAGCAGAUGAGAUUCUUUCCCGUUCUUCUGAUCCUCCUCUCCAGUUCAGUCCUCCUUUGAUCGCUAUGGUGGUUGUUCUAGCCGCCACUUUUCUCUUCGUGACCUACUCUCGCCUCAUCUCCCGCCGUUUUAUAUCUCCCGUUCUCCGUCGUUUUCGACGGUGGAGAUCCCGUCGCCGCCGUCUACUUCACCUAUCCUCUGCCUCGACUUCAUCCUCCCAUCUCCGAUCGCCUUUCGACUCGUUUCACCACUCCUCCUACGGAUUAGACGAUUCCGUUAUCAAAACGCUUCCUCUGUUUCUCUACUCCACCGCCUCUUGCACCGUUAAAUCCUCCUCCGCCGUUGAUUGCGCUGUUUGUUUGUUGGAGUUCGAGGAUGGAGAUUACGUGCGCACGCUUCCGUUAUGCUUCCAUGCUUUCCACGUCGAGUGCAUCGACGAGUGGUUACGUUCUCAUCCUAACUGUCCCCUCUGCCGCACGGCUAUUCUCCGAUCCGGCGUCGUUUCAUCUACCUCGCCUUUCGUCCCCUUAAUGGCUCCACGGAUUCGUCCGAGCUUCGACGACGAGAUCGCUGCUGCUGCUGCUGCGAUCGACGAGGAGAUCACAGCGUCAGUGGAGGAGCGAUCACCGGAUCGGGAGUUUAAGCGAUCUUACUCGUUCGGUUACGAGAGGGAAGAAUCGGCAGCGACGCCGUGGAGACACCGGAGAUCCACGUGGAGCAGCAAGCAGCAGCGUCAGUCUCCGUUCGGAAACCUAAUGUCGAAAUCGAGAGUGUUCUCGUUGCGUUACCACAGGAGCGCGAAAUCGCGGCGGCGAUCGGGGGUGUUCUUCCCGAUAUCGGAGAGGAUUCCGGCGACGGGAAGCUCGUCGUCGAGGCGGACGAAGUCGAUGACGAGUCCGAUGUUUUUCAGAACAGCACCGCACUCGUCGAGCCGGCUGAGGUGCGGUGAUCCAGAGGCGCUGUUGUCGCCGGAGAGAUGGAGGAGAGGGGACACGUGUAGGGUGGAUAUGUAACAUGAGAUUGGACGGUGGUGAUGGUAAGGGAGAGUGGGGAGGAGAGGAGGAGAAGAGCAUUAAUGGGAAUGUGGGGUUUGGCAUUAAAUGGAAUUUAAAUGGGACGAAACAGAGAAGAGAGAUUCAGAAAAUGCUCAAGCUUCUUUGCUUCGUAACAACAACAACAACAAGGUUCGUUUAUUCAUUUGUUUAUUUUGCAGUUUCUCUACCUGAUUUAUUAGUGGUGUAUAAAAAUUCUAUGUGCAGUGGCAUACGCCAAAGCUGAGAGGGUCCGAACUGAUCCUGGUCCAAAGACAACUGAACUCGAUCCAAAGAUCGAAGACUGGACUGUUUUGGUAGUAUAAAACUAUAAACUACUGUAUUUCUCUUGGAGUGUCAAAUGCAUUAACUUCCAAACCUGCCAAAGUUAUUAUAGAAACGACGAAGUCGACAAUCUCGUUUAACUUUCGUUUCUAUAAUAACUUUAGUAUUGUCGGUCGCCUAACUGCUUUUAUAUCACGGAGUUUAAUGUUUGCUAAGCUUUCUGUUCAAGUGUUCAUACUACUAAUUUUUCUGUUUAGCUGUCGAUUUAAUUUGACCAAAGGUAAUUUAUGAUUAGUUACAUGGUGGAGAAUAAUGUUACAUUUGAGAAGGCACGGAUCUAAAUUGCGCCUUUGGUUUCCUACAAAAUGUUAUUGAUAAUGAUAACAUUACUGAUAUUAUAUGGGAGCUAGCUAAAACGCUUAGCUUCUUACAAAGAAUUUUUCACGGAAAAUGAUUAUGAUUCUAGUUGGAAAAACUACAAUUCCAAAUUAAAUCUCUAAGCAUAAUUUCAUCUACAUAUAUAUGGUUUCUUUGGGGCAUUUUUACAGAGUAGUCUCUCUUUUAGUUGCCCUCUGUUUUCAUUGUAUACAACUGUUUGUUAUUUAAAUCUGUUUUCAGAUUUAAUCUGAAGCUCUGCUAGGAAACUUUGCCAUGCAUUUCAAGUGAAAAGGAAUACAGAUCGUGUGAAACUGUAAAGAGAAACAUCUUUUUUGCUAACAUUUAUCAAAUAUAAGGCGCAAUCACAAGUUUCUCUCUUAAGAAUGCUGACGAGUUAGAAGAUCGACAUCAACCCGAACUUCUAGCUUCUCUAAAGAUGGUCCUGAUUUGAGAAUGUUUCCGCAUAAAAAAAAUAUCUGUAUUUUCUUCACGAGACAUUCAAGCAUUGUAGCAUUGUAGUUACAGACACAAACACAUGAGUCUUCACUAGUCAUGUCUCAUGACUCAUGAUCUAAAAUUUGUUAUACAGUUUUUAAUCUAGACAUAUUUAAAUGUCGCUGUUUCAUGAAGAAAUAUGCGUGAUUUAAGGAUCGUUCUUCAAAGAAAGACCCUAUAACCAAUACCCAAUCAGACACUUCAGAUUUAGAGUUUUUGUUUGUUUCCAACGUGCUAACAAUAUCAAUUUAGUCAUGAUCCAAUUUCUUGUGCUGAUAAUUAUUAGGUUUAUUAGUGUCUUUUAUUAGCCGCUAAGUAUAUUCAAAUUACGUGACUUUGAAACAUUCUCGGCUGAUGAGACAGGACGUGGACAUGCAAGUUGACCUUUUUUAACCUUACAUGCAGGUAGAAUUGGGGAGAAAAGAUAUCACAUUGGUUUUUGGAGUUCUGUUUAUUCUUUAAUGCUUCAUUUUUAUGCGUACUUUUUGUAUCAUAAGUUUUUUUUCUUUGUAAAGGGGCAACUUUAUGUCAUAGUUAUAACUUAUAAGCAUCACUACCAUUCC